This is a messenger RNA of Rana temporaria (common frog), 3129 nucleotides long. Its product is annotated as zinc finger protein 420-like. The coding region runs from base 1 to 2544 and encodes 847 amino acids. The record is from RefSeq and is a predicted model, not a curated record. The transcript is spliced from 4 exons. NCBI's taxonomy places the organism in Eukaryota, Metazoa, Chordata, Amphibia, Anura, Ranidae.
AUGGGUAUUGACCAUUACAUAGUCCCUACCAUUUAUAUACUCUAUAUUCCUCAGACUGUGAGGGACGGUGCUGUCAUUCCAACACAUAAGAGGUUUUCCUGUCCUGAGUGUGGGAAGUGUUUUAAUUUUAAAUCCAAUCUUAAUGUACAUGAAAAGUCUCACAUUAGGGAGAAGCUGUAUUCCUGUCCUGUGUGCGGGAAAUGUUUUUCAGACAAGUCUAAUUUUUACACACAUCAGAGAUGUCACACAAGUGAGAAACUGCAUUCAUGUUCUGAGUGUGGGAAAUGUUUUGUACAAAAGUCAGAACUUGUUGUACAUCAAAGAUCUCACACGAGGGAGAAGCCGUAUUGUCCUGAGUGUGGAAAAUGUUUUUCUGACAAAUCCAACCUUGACAGACAUCUGAGAACGCACACGGGUGAGAAGCCGUAUUCUUGCUCUGAGUGUGGGAAAAGUUUUGCACAAAAAUCUGUUCUUGUCACACAUCAAAGGUUUCACGCAGGGGAAAAAGCAUAUUCAUGUUCCGAGUGCGGGAAACGUUUUGUAAAAAAAUCAGAUCUUGUCACACAUCAGAGGUCUCACACGGGGGAAAAACCAUAUCCAUGUUCGGAGUGCGGGAAAUGUUUUGUAAAAAAAUCAGUUCUUGUCAAACAUCAGAGGUCUCACACGGGUGAGAAGCCGCAUUCCUGUCCUGAGUGCGGGAAAUGUUUUUCGGCUAAGUCACAUCUUUCCAGACAUCAGAGGUUGCACACGGGUGAGAAGCCGUAUUCCUGUGCUGAGUGCGGGAAAUGUAUGUCAAAUGAAUCACAUCUUUACCGACAUCAGAAAUCACACACGGGGGAGAAGCCGUAUUCCUGUGCUGAUUGUGGGAAAUGUUUUUCCCAGAAGUCCCAUCUUUCCAGACAUCUGCGAUCCCACACAGGUGAGAAGCUAUAUUCCUGUCCUGAGUGUGGGAAGGGUUUUUCAAGGAAUUCAAAUCUUUUCAGACAUCAGAGACUGCACACGGGGGAGAAGUCACUUCCCAGUCCUACCUUCUUAGAUGAAACCUACCCAUUGGCAGGUCCUCAAAAUGAGUUCAUCACCGAGAUGCUGGAGUUUGCUCUGAAUAAUAACAACUUCCAAUUCAUGAGCACAUAUUAUCGCCAAAUAAGAGGCACGUCUAUGGGUGCAGCAUGGGCACCCGCCUACGCUUGCCUGCACUUGGGGCACUGGGAGGCAGAGGACGUCUACACGGCAUCGAUGUACCGCCGCCAUGUACUCACCUGGUGGCGGUACAUCGAUGACGUGCUCAUGUUGUGGCGAGGCACCACUGAGCAGCUUCGACUGUUCAUGUGUGAACUGAAUGAUAAUCAACGCAAUAUACGCUUGACAUACACCUCGCACACACAAGAAUUGUCGUUCCUCGACUUGAAAAUCAGAUUAGAGGAGGGACAAAUUAAUACCAGCACCUACCGCAAGGACACAGCUGCGAAUACGCUGCUCCAUGCCACAAGUCACCAUCCCGCUUCGCUCAAAAAUGGAAUUCCAAUAGGACAAUUUUUGCGCAUCAAGCGCAAUUGUUCCAAACCAAGCGACUACUAUCGCGAAAGUCAAGACCUUUACAAUCGAUUUCGAGAACGCGGGUACUCACAUAGACAAAUAAAAAAUGCCCGCAAAAAAGCAGCAAAUAGGGAGCGCAAAGAACUACUUACAAUCAAAAGUGAUCCAACAGACAAAUUACCCCAAAAUUCCGUUCAACCUAUACGGAUUAUUACUCCCUUUGGAAUACAGUGGGAGGAAUGUGCUGAGUGCGGGAAGUGUUUCCGUUUUCGUUCCAAACUUAAUGUGCAUAAAAGAACUCACACAGGUGAGAAACCACAUUCCUGUCCCGAGUGUGGAAAAUGCUUUGUCGAAAAAUCACAACUUGUCAGACAUCAAAGGUCUCACACGGGGGAGAAGCCAUAUUCCUGUCCUGUGUGCCGGAAAUGCUUUUCAGAUAAAUCCAAUCUUUACAAACAUCAGAGAUUGCACACGGGUGAGAAGCCGUAUUCCUGUUCUGAGUGCGGGAAAUGUUUUAUGCAAAGAACACACCUUGUCACACAUCAAAGGUCUCACAUGGGGGAAAAACUCUAUUCCUGUUCUGAGUGCGAGAAAUGGUUUCCAAUGAAGUCCCAACUUUACAAACAUCAGAGAUCUCACACAGGUGUAAAGCCGUAUUCCUGCCUUGUGUGUGGGAAAGGUUUUUCAGAUACGUCCACUCUUUACACACAUCAGAAAUUGCACACGGGUGAGAAGCUGUUUUCCUGUUCUGAAUGUGGAAAAUGUUUUGUAGAAAAAUCCACACUUGUAAGGCAUAAAAGGUCUCACACCGGUGAGAAGCCAUAUAUCUGUCUUGAGUGUGGGAAAUGUUUUUCACAGAAGUAUAUUCUUAACAGACAUGAGCGAUCUCACACGGGGGAGAAGCCGUAUUCCUGUUCUGAGUGUGGAAAAAGUUUUGCAGAUAAGUCUACUCUUUCCACGCAUAAGAGAUCUCACACGAGGGAGAAGCCACGUUACUGUCCUGAGUGAGGGAAUUGUUCCUCACUAAAGUCCUGUUGUCUUGUACUGUAUAUCGGGUCCCACAUAACCCUCGAGGUGUAUUAGUGAGUGCGGGAAAUGUCUUGUAUGCGAAUGUUGCUGGACAUGUGGGGAAGAAGCACACCCUGAUAUACACCUCAGAUAUACUCCAUGGCUGAUCUUCAUCAUGUAAGAAACACUUCAUAGACCUCAACCGUAGCUUGACCUUUUGACUUAGAUGUCCUAUUGAAUGAAUAAUACAACAGUGCCAUCUAGAGGUUAGAUUGGUAAAUGUUUCUCCCAUUGAAACACAGUAUUGAGAAAGGGGGGACCACACGCUUGUGGGGAUAAUAAAACUUUCCAAAUAAAAAAAGUUGAUAAGGAGAUCAGAGAUCACCAAAGACAUGGAUGAAGUGUUGUACCGUGUUGGCCAUUGAUAGCAGGAGAAAAAUAAAAAUGGAGUCAUUACCUCUCAUUGGCUGAGUAGAUUUUGUGGUGGAAACUCUUGCAAGAGGUCUGUAUUCUCAAGUCGUCUUCCAGGACGAAACGCGUUAACCCCACCACUUAAAAGGCUGCCCUCUAGGCAUUUUAAAAUAA